GGAGCCAUUGGGCACCGCAAUCAGCCGACUCGGCCUCGUAAAUUCCCCUACCCGAUUCCAUACUUCGAGCAUCCAAGUUAUCAAUACCGAGUCAGUCGAAUUCACCGUCUCACGAAUUUGUGUAGUUGACCGUUUACUUGUUUUCAAUUGUGCCCUUAAUCGUGCGCUCUCGGCCCUUCUCUGGCCCCAUUUUCUGCUGUGCCACUUUCUUCACUCGAAUCAUGUCGUCGGACGAUGCGGAAACUGUUCGAAGGGAUCGGAUUCUCUCCAGCAAGCUGUAUUUUGACGUUCCUUCUUCAAAGGUUCCGGUGAUAUAUUCUUCAUCGUACAACAUCUCAUUUCUUGGAAUAGAAAAGUUGCAUCCAUUUGAUUCGAAGAAAUGGGGUCGCGUAUGCCAAUUCCUUGUUGCCGCUGGAGUAAUAAGGAAAGAUCAAAUCAUCGAGCCUUUGGAAGCUAAAAUGAACGAUCUUCUUGUGGUACAUACUGAAUCGUACCUGAAUAGUUUGAAGAACAGUUUAAACGUUGCCAAGAUUAUUGAGGUCCCUCCUGUUGCGUUGUUUCCUCAUUGUAUUGUCAAGGAGAAAGUUGAACGUCCAUUUCGUAACCAGGUUGGAGGGAGUAUAUUAGCUGCAAAAGUAGCAAAGGGGAGAGGAUGGGCUAUCAAUGUAGGAGGUGGUUUUCACCAUUGUUCAGCAGAACGAGGAGGGGGAUUUUGUAUGUAUGCAGAUAUUACUCUGUGUAUACACUACGCCUUUGUUCAGCUAAAUAUAUCAAGUGUAAUGAUUAUUGAUCUUGAUGCCCAUCAAGGAAAUGGCCAUGAAAAGGAUUUUUCCCAUGAUAGCCGAGUAUAUAUUCUUGAUAUGUUCAAUCCAGAAAUAUAUCCAUUUGAUUACGAGGCUAGGCGAUGCAUUAAUCAGAAAGUUGAAGUCGUUAGUGGGACCAGAACUAGUGAAUACUUGAAGAAAUUGGAAGAAGCACUUGAGGUUGCUUCCACUUCCUAUGAUCCAGAAUUGAUUGUUUACAAUGCUGGGACUGAUAUUCUAGAUGGAGAUCCUCUGGGUUUGUUGAAGAUUAGUGCUGAUGGAAUAGCUAGAAGAGAUGAAAAGGUUUUCAGAUUUGCUCGUGCGAGGAGAAUUCCCAUUGUAAUGCUAACAUCAGGCGGUUACAUGAAAUCUAGCGCUAAAGUCAUUGCUGAUUCAAUCGAAAAUCUCUCGAAGCAAAAUUUAAUCGAUACAGGAAGUACUCCAGGCAGAAUGUAGUCAUCAAGUUAAAGUGUGAGAAAUCCCGCAAAGAGGAGGACAGGUAGCUGUUGCAGCAAAGUGGAAUGAACUGUAUAUGAGUAUUUGAUAGAUAAAUAACAGUGUCGGUCAAAGCCCACUAAUGAGUUUUUGUGUUGUAGCUGCUGCUACAUCGGUGUCGGUAACACCCAAAUUUAAACAUUUAUUAGACACAAAAUUGAAUGUUCAGAUAUUUGUUCUUUUUUCUCGAAAGUUGAACGACUUUUUAGAUACUAAAUUAAGAUUGAACCCUUUUGUAUAAUUAGAAUAAUUGGAAAUCCCAAGGGCAUGGAUGUCAAAAAGAAAACUUGGGUUGAGAGCCCAUUAUAUAUAUUUAUAUAAAGAGAGAUGAAUCCAUUUUCCUUGA
Cucurbita pepo subsp. pepo (vegetable marrow) is the source of this 1644-nucleotide messenger RNA. RefSeq names its product histone deacetylase 2 (gene HDA2). The record is from RefSeq and is a predicted model, not a curated record. Gene Ontology annotation, molecular function: histone deacetylase activity. Gene Ontology annotation, biological process: epigenetic regulation of gene expression. Gene Ontology annotation, cellular component: histone deacetylase complex. Lineage: Eukaryota; Viridiplantae; Streptophyta; Magnoliopsida; Cucurbitales; Cucurbitaceae.